AUGCCCGCUGACUUGUGGAAAGUUAUUAUCAUCCUUGGUGACAAUAAGGGAAGUUUACCCAACGGUCACUACAUCUCCUUCGUUAGGCCAUUAUUACCCAGCGAUUUCUCUCGCUUUGUUCUGUACGCCUCCCGGAUCAGGCGACUUGGUGGUGACCGGUGGGAGCCUUCUCUGCGUCCCUUACGACCUUAUCGUGUCUCCGCGGGUGUCUACUAUGCCUUGAAGGAUUAUCGGCCAUCAUCUCCACUUAUCCCUAACCUUGAAUAUCUCGGUUGGUCGGGCAUGCAGUCUAGGGACCCUGAGGUUUUCCGUUGUCUUCACAUGUUCUAUGGGUCCAAGCUCAGGACGGUCAAACUCAAGGGUCCGGUCGUACAGGCCGAAGAACAAGCACAUGCUGCUCUCCGAGGCCUAGCCAGAAUUUGCCCCCAGAUCGAGGAACUUCAAGUGAAUAUAGGGCUAUACGCUCGAUUUGCGCUCGCCGAUGUCAUUUGCGGCCUUCACAAUCUCACCCGACUCUGCUGCGAGGAUACAGCCAUAUCUCUGCAACCGAUGAUGCACCUUGCCGCCCUUCCUGCCCUCCAAAUAUUAUCCAUCAAUGUUUCUGCAAUCUCGGAUCCAAUUCAAUUAUCUUCCACUCUGGACGAUGGCCCGCAAGGAAAAUUUGUUGCUCUGCGGCGCCUGUAUAUCUCCGCGUGGAGCGUACCUAUUCUCACCGCCUUCUUGAAUUCCAUUCGGUCCUCGAAGAUGAUCGAAUUGACCACGGUGGCACAGGAAGCCACCUCGCCCGAAGUCGCGGAGGAGUUUUUCACGGCCCUCUCCCUCCACUGCUCAUCCAAACAAAUUCGGCUGCUCUCCUUCACCUUCAACGUGAAGCAGGCGGACCAGGCGGACCAGGCGGACCAGCCGGAAUGUGCGCUCACAAACCGGACCUUCCUUCCCCUUCUUGCGCUCCCACGGGUAAGGAAGCUCGUCAUCGACGUCAAUUGCUCCCUGCAUCUCGACAACGACUUCCUCGCCUCCAUGUCGCACGCAUGGCCCUUUCUAUGGAAAUUUGAGUUUGGCCUUGUUCGUCCCUGGGUGCAGAGGUCCCCGCAAGCAACGCUUGCCGGACUCGUCCCGUUGGCACAGAACUGCAAACAUCUCUUGUCCAUCGGGAUGGCGCUUGACACACGCCUCAGAAGGAGGGGUUUCGACCUCGAGAGGCGCCCUGGACUCGGGGUGUGCAGUGCGUCACUGCAGGAUAUACAUGUGGGCGGCUCCAUGGUCGAGGACCCCGCAGCUCUCGCUGCAUACCUGUCCGACCUGUUCCCUAAGCUGUGGUGGAUCGGUCAUUCGUGGCCCUCCGAGGAAGAUGAGGGGGAACACAUCCAAGAGGAGUGGGAGAUGGCCGAACGAUGGAGGGAAGUCGGACGCCUCGUGAAGGCAUUCGUGGACAUCCGCCAGCAGGAGCGGAAGUGGGCCGCCAGUGCAGACGCUCAGAUGGCGACAUCCAGUCCGUCUCCGGGGCACUCCCCCAUGGAAGAGUAG
This is a messenger RNA of Sparassis crispa, 1527 nucleotides long. RefSeq lists its product as hypothetical. The coding region runs from base 1 to 1527 and encodes 508 amino acids. The transcript has 2 exons. The record is from RefSeq and is a predicted model, not a curated record. NCBI's taxonomy places the organism in Eukaryota, Fungi, Basidiomycota, Agaricomycetes, Polyporales, Sparassidaceae.